GCUCAUCCAAAAGUAUGUGAAAAGCUAAAAACUCUAAUGGUGGAGUGGUCAGAAGAAUUUCAGAAAGACCCACAAUGUAGCUUAAUAUCUGCAACUAUUAAAUCUUUAAAAGAAGAAGGUGUAAAUUUUCCUGCAGCUGGAUCUCAGGCUUCCACAAAUACUGCUAAGAAUGGUUCAUCGUUAAGUAAAACCAAAGAAGAUGAAGAUAUAGCAAAAGCUAUCGAAUUGUCUUUGCAAGAGCAGAAACAGCAACAAAUGGAAACUAAAUCCUUGUACCCGUCUGCAGAAAUUCAGCAAAACAAUCAGAACUCAAGGAAGGUGCGAGCUCUGUAUGACUUUGAAGCUGUCGAGGACAAUGAGCUCACCUUUAAAAGUGGAGAAAUUAUUUUUGUUUUGGAUGACAGUGACACCAAUUGGUGGAAAGGUGAAAAUCACAGAGGAGUAGGACUGUUUCCAUCUAAUUUUGUGACUUCUGACUUAAAUGUGGAACCUGAGGCAGCAACUGUGGAUAAAAAUUCUGUUCCUGAGGAUACUACAGAAGAAAUUAAGAAAGCAGAACCUGAGCCAGUUUAUAUAGAUGAGGAUAAAAUGGAUAAAACGCUGCAGGUACUUCAGAGUAUAGAUCCUACAGAUUUAAAGCUUGAUUCUCCAGAUCUUCUAGACUCAGAAGAUAUUUGUCAACAGAUGGGUCCAAUGAUAGAUGAAAAACUAGAAGAGAUAGAUAGAAAACAUUCAGAAUUAUCGGAAUUGAAUGUGAAAGUUCUAGAAGCUCUGGAGCUCUAUAACAAACUGAUGAAUGAAACACCAAUGUAUUCAGCCUACUCAAAACUCCACCAUCCUGCACAAUACCCACCUACAUCUUCUGGUGUUUCAGUGCAGUCAUAUCCUGUGCAGCCACCUAGUGGAAACUACAUGAUCCAGGGUGUUCACCAAGUCACCAUUUCCCCAGGCUAUAGCCUAGGACCGGAUCAGAUGGGGCAGUUGAGGUCUCUGCCUCAAAGUAUAAAUUCUUCUGGAGCAGCUCAGCCAGCUCAAGCUGCGUAUUUAAGCCCAGGACCAGAUUCUGUGUUAAACCAGCCGUACGUGAACCAAAACCCCAGCCUUCCAUCGGCUGCCAGCACAGCUGCAUACACCCAGCAGCAGCAGAUGGGAAUGUCGGUGGAUAUGUCGGUUUACCAGAAUAAUACGUCAAGCUUGCCUCAAGGACCAGGUUAUCCCAUGGCAGUUCCUGCUCAUUCUGUUCUUCAGCAACAAGCAAAUUACCAUCAACAGCCUCUUCUUUAAAAACAAACCAGCUCGUACUUCUGAGUUAAUGAAUAAAAGUUGCUUGACCUCAUGAUUUUUAUGAAUACCUGUCACAGGAUAU
This is a messenger RNA of Nestor notabilis (Kea), 1366 nucleotides long. It is a transcript of the gene STAM2, whose product is annotated as signal transducing adaptor molecule (SH3 domain and ITAM motif) 2. The record is from RefSeq and is a predicted model, not a curated record. Gene Ontology annotation, cellular component: endocytic vesicle. NCBI's taxonomy places the organism in Eukaryota, Metazoa, Chordata, Aves, Psittaciformes, Psittacidae. The annotation marks the transcript as partial. Gene Ontology annotation, biological process: signal transduction. Gene Ontology annotation, molecular function: phosphatidylinositol binding; ubiquitin binding. The transcript is spliced from 10 exons.